AUGAGCAACAUCCUCGACUGCCUGGCGGCCGCCCCCGCAUUGAUGCCCAUGCCUGGAGAAGACGCGGCACCCAGAGCUGAAGCUGAACUCGACCAGAAACGCCGCCAGCUCGACGACCAAAUCCACAAGUUCAUCGCCCAGAAAGAGAGGGAGUUUAAGCUGUACGAGCGCGAGUUGCGCACCCGCUAUCGAUCGCUGCCUGCACCUUCGGUACAGACACCUGGCAAUGCCUCGCCCAGCACCGUGCCUGCCGACCAGCUCGCAAAUGCCGCUGACACCAACCAAGACGCACGAGGCAUCAGCGAGAAGGGCCAUGAACGAGAGAGCGAGCUCUUAGGCCUCUUCACCCCUGCGUAUCUUCCGCUACUCGAGAGCAGGCCUUCUGGUCCUGGUCGCUCUCCUUCUGCGCCUGUCCUCGGCGAUACCGCUGAUUCGACCGCCAUUGUACCUGACCGGCAGGUACUGCAGCGCGCUAACACCGAUCCUGCAGGCGACAACAAGUCCCCAUCGUCCAGACGGAGCUUAGGCCCAAGGACGCCUUCAUCUGGCUCGGAUCAAGGAAGAAGCCUGGUAUCCGCAUUGAAGGCGCCUUCGACUGGCCCGAGACUCUCGAACAAGAAACGUGUGUCACUCGUCGUGGGCGACGCAGUGGUCGCCCCGAGCGAUAAUAUCUUCUCGAGUGCAAACAGAGACUCAGACAAUCGCCCUGACGAUGAAAAUGGCACUCAACACAUCGAAGUACAGACUCCCGCCCAACCCACGCAGGCUGAGACACGCGAACCCACACCUCCGAGGUCGCCGUCACUUAACACAAACGAGUCUGGUGCUCCUCAAAGUCCUCAAACCAGUAGCCAACCUGGAGGACUGAGUCUCGGUUUUGCCUCAGCUGCUCGUGGUCCUAGCAUUCCCCAAGAACCACUGCAAACUAAGAUCAGCUCUGAUGGUGACCUUGAGCUAGCUUCACCCUUCUCUAUGGACGAAGAAUUCGAUGACUCUGGUCCUUCAGAAAUGUACACUACGCAGAUAGAAGACAUCGAUACAGAUGUCGACUCGGGUCUGGAUUCGGAAUCUACCUUACGCGCAGCAAGCCCGGCUAGCCCUGGCGAUAGAGACGUCUCACCAACCAACCGUCCACCCAGUCUUAACAUCCCCAUAGCGAGUUUCGGAACUUCGUCUUCUUCGUCUGCCCAGCCUAUUUCACCAGGCUUCUUGAGACCCUCUGUGCGGGAAGAUCCCCAGCUCGAUCUCGACGAUCAAACGCCCGAGGAAAUACCAGCUCAAGGGUCAUUGUACGGUUCCUUUUCUCGACCGAGCUAUAGCAAGCAACAGACUGUUGGCAGCCUGGGAGAAUCGUUUAUGCAAAGGAAUGCCGAAAAGCUGAUGCGACGCAGACAGUCAACACAGAAAUCCUAA
This is a messenger RNA of Aureobasidium uvarum, 1413 nucleotides long. NCBI's taxonomy places the organism in Eukaryota, Fungi, Ascomycota, Dothideomycetes, Dothideales, Saccotheciaceae. The record is from the annotation of a GenBank genome assembly.